Molecule: messenger RNA, 6060 nt
Organism: Salvelinus sp. IW2-2015
Lineage: Eukaryota; Metazoa; Chordata; Actinopteri; Salmoniformes; Salmonidae
Source: RefSeq, a predicted model, not a curated record
UGGGCAGUAAUAUGCAGUCGGAGGAGGGCACAGAAUGGCUCCUGGAGCUGCUGAUGGAGGUGCAGCUGCAGCAGUACUUCCUGCGUAUCCGCGACGACCUCAACGUGACGCGACUCUCCCACUUCGACUACGUCAAGAACGAGGACCUGGAGAAGAUUGGCAUGGGGCGGCCCGGGCAGAGACGGCUGUGGGAGGCGGUCAAGAGGAGGAAAGCCAUGUGCAAGCGGAAGUCCUGGAUGAGCAAGGUGUUCAGUGGGAAGCGUCCGGAUGGCGGGGACUUCCAGCAGGCGUCGCCCACCUCUUCCUUCCGCAAGCUGUCCCCCACGCCACCCCCAGCGGUUGAGGGGGGUCCUCAGUCCCUGUCCCAGCCCCCCCAGCACCAGGCCCUCACCUGUCUGAUCAGCGAGAAGGACCUUGCUCUCUUCGAGAAGCUGGGCGACGGCUCCUUCGGGGUGGUCAAGAGGGGCGAGUGGUUCACGCCCGCCGGGAAAGUGUUGACUGUAGCGGUCAAGUGUCUGAAGACAGACAUGCUGAGCCAGCCGGAGGCGUUGGACGACUUCAUCUSCGAGGUCAACGCCAUGCACUCCCUGGACCACCAGAACCUCAUCAGGCUGUACGGAGUGGUGCUCACACAACCCAUGAAGAUGGUGACCGAACUAGCCCCGCUUGGCUCUCUCGUGGAGCGCCUGCGCUGCGUUCGGCCGCAGGGCCCCGUCCUCAUCCACACGCUGUGCCAGUACGCCGUGCAGGUGGCGUGCGGCAUGGCCUACCUGGAGCAGCGGCGCUUCAUCCACCGCGACCUGGCCGCCCGCAACAUCCUGCUGGCGUCGGCCCAGAGGGUAAAGAUCGGCGACUUCGGUCUGAUGCGGGCGCUGCCCGACAACCACGAGCACUACGUCAUGCAGGAGCACCGCAAGGUGCCGUUCGCGUGGUGUGCCCCGGAGAGCCUGAAGACGCGGACAUUCUCCCACGCCACAGACACCUGGAUGUUCGGGGUGACGCUGUGGGAGAUGUACACCCACGGACAGGAGCCCUGGCUGGGCCUCAAUGGCAGCCAGAUCUUACACAAGAUAGACAAGGAGGGUGAGCGUCUGCCCAAGCCAGAGGACUGUCCUCAGGACCUCUACAACGUCAUGUUGCAGUGCUGGGCCCAGAAACCUGAUGACAGGCCCACCUUUGUCGCCCUCAGGGAGUUCCUGCUCGAGACCAUGCCAGCAGACAUGUGCGCGCUGCAGGACUUUGAAGAGUCCGACAAGCUUCAGAUUCAGGUCAAUGACGUGAUCACCGUCAUCGAGGGCAGAGCGGAGAACUACUGGUGGCGGGGCCAGAACAAGCGCACGCUGAAGUUGGGCAAGUUCCCCAGGAACGUGGUGACCUCGGUUGCAGGCCUGUCGGCCCAUGACAUCAGCAGACCCCUCAAACACAGCUUCAUCCACACAGGCCACGGAGACACAGACCCGCACCGCUGCUGGGGCUUCCCGGACCGCAUCGACGAUCUGUACCUAGGGAACCCCAUGGACCCACCAGAUGUCUUGGGGUUGGACCUCAAUGCUGCCCGGCCUACUCAGCUACCAGGACGAGCAAAAAAGGCACCUACUCGUCCCCCCCAGCCGUUGGUGCUUGUCAAGAAGCCGUGCUACGACUCGGUGACUGAGGACGAGGAGCUGACCGCCUCAGGCCUCAAGGGGCUGUCGCUACUGAAAGCGGGCUCCAUCAAAGGCCUCAAGCUGAAACCCGCCACAUGUGUCUCCGCCUCCAAACAGGGGGGCCGGACUAUGGGCUCAGGCCACACCCCCAGUGAUGUGUCACUCAUCGACUUUGGGGAGGAGUUUCCCCCGGCCGCAUCCUCCCCCUCCCCGGUGGUGGAGCUCCAGGUGCCCUCGUUGGCCAAGCUGGCCCUGGACGCAGAGUUUAUUCUGGAUCGUACUCCUACCCAGAGCCCGUGGCGCUCGCUGCCCCGCCCCUUACACCCCACGCCAGUGGUGGACUGGGACGCCCGGCCCUUACCUCCACCUCCUGCGUACGAUGACGUGGCGCAGGACGAGGAGGACAUGGAGGUGAGCUCCAUCAACAGCCUGGAUCAGCAGCAGGGGGGGAUGGGUGAGAGCCACAGCCCCACAGAGACCUUGCCGGCUGGUGAGYAGAAGGCCAUGGCCGGUGCAGCCGACAAACCCCUGGAGGACAACCUCUUCCUGCCCUCUAAGCAGGGCCUGGCCUCCACAUCCUUCUCUCAGUCAGCUGAGAUCUUUCAGGAGCUCCAACAGGAGUGCAUGAGGAGGCUCAAUGUGCCCACGGGAGGAGGUCCCCAGCCGCCCUCGCUGUACCCAAGCUCAGGCCUCCAGUCCAAGGACGUCCACCACCAGAUCAUCUUGUUCUUCUCUGAGGACAAGCCCCAGAUCCCUCCACGCGUACCCAUCCCACCUCGCCCUGUCAAACGGGGGGACUACACCCGCUGGUCCGGUGACCUCUCCCUGUCCCUGACUCCAGCUUCUGAGGAAGUUCAGGACCGGCCCCCUCAGAUCCCCCCGCGGGACCCUCUGUCCCASCCGGGCUCGCGCACCCCCAGUCCCAUGGGCCAACAGGUGGGCUCCCCCCAGCAAAGGACAAUGGUUUUCCCCAGUGCCCCUCCUCCGCCCACAUACGGAUCCUACCUCUCUACGUCCCCGGGGAAACUCAUGCCCACCACACAUAGCUUUGCCUUGGACCCCAAAUACGCCGCACCCAAGGUCAUCCAAGCACAAGCCCAGYGUAAGGACCUGGCCAAGGGGCCCUGCAUCCUGCCCAUUGUCCGCGACGGCCGCAAAAUCAGCAACACGCACUACUACCUCCUGCCCGAGAGGCCGCCUUACCUGGACCGCUACGACCGCUUCUUCAGGGAAGCGGAAAAUGUGCCGACUGGUGGCAGUGGUGGGAUCUGCGAGGAGAGGCGGCAGGCCAACACGGCCACGGUCAGGCCCAUGAUGGUGAACCAGCAGCCGCAGAACCAAGGGGGAGACCUCAAGCCCAACUUUUCCUGCAACAACAACACUAGCCUGGGCUUCCGGCUGGGCAUGAAGUCCUCCAUCAGCCUGCCCAGGGUCAMCUCUGACGGGUCAGCCGGCAGGGCAGAGGGGGGAACCACAGCAGACGGGGUCAAGAUGGUGCAGGAGGCGGUCCAUGGAGUGACUAUAGAGGAGUGUCAGACAGCCCUCCAGAACCACAACUGGAACGUGCAGAAAGCUGUGCACUACCUCAAGGUUGAGCAGCUGUUCUGUCUUGGCCUGAAGACCAGGGCGGAGUGUCUCAAGGUGCUGGAGAUGUAUGACUGGAACCUGGAGGUGGCCAGCACUCAGCUCCUGGACUCCUACGGCUCCGUCCGGCAAAGGCGGUGACCGAUGUCACGAGGAGCAACGGCUAAGUCCGUUCAGAACUCUUUUCAUUCAUCAGCGGUCUUUGAAGGGGCGGAGUCUGCUCCCGUCUCUCCGUUACGAUUUGCCAGAUGCAUCCAAUAUGCAGUCUUCCCCACACUGAGGACCUGGAGGCUAACCCGCACUAACACCGAAUAGGAGCGGAAGUCUGCUUAGAAUGCAGGGAGUGGAACCAUACUCUUGAAGGGACCAUGUUGUCUGCUGGUCCCUUACCUAUAGCUCAGCACUGAAGGAAAAAUGUCCUCUAUGUUGGUGCUGGUCUARCCAAUUCAGUUAUAUCACUGCCACAAUAGACCUUUGACCAACUUAGAUUCACCCUUGUGUUAUUACUAACUUAUAUGAAUCAGGUUUGUGUUGCAUCCCUUUGAAAAUCAACAGAAACUGCAGUACCAUAGAAAAAGAGUAGACCUCUCCUCUGCCAAAGCACUCCCCUACACCCCUACAGUAUGUGUGCUGUAUUAGGCUCCUCGGUUUGGAUAGGGACUUUGUUUUCGGGUUGUCAGCAUCUUUCUGCUGCAAUGCCCGCCUUCCCAGGCCUCCCAAGGUGCUCUACUGCGUUUCAGCAGAGGUCAAAGUUCAAAAAGSCCACCUGGAAGGAGAGAACGAACAUUAAAGAGAACUAAACAAUAUGCAGCUGGUCCACGUUUAAGUCGACUCCUUCUUUUAUGUUCUGUUCUACAGAGUUCUAUUUGAUUUAUAUUAAGGAGAGGAAUUACWUUUUUAUGCACACAUACAGUAUAUUAUAUAUAUUAUAUAUAAGAAGAGUUCAGAUGUUUUGAGUUUAUAUAUUUUCAGCGAAUAUGCGCUGAAAGUUGGUGUUUUUUGUUUUUAGUUCUCUGUUCUUUCAUAUAUUUWGCUUUUGAACCGGUCGUUUGAAAAAAUGGGGACAUAUUGAAAACGUUCAACUCUCUUGAGAUGUUUUAUUUUCAUUUGAUCAGUUAAGCCGUUUAUGUUAGAAUGUGCUCCCCCUGAAUUGAGUUCACUUGUGGCUAUUAAUUUGAUCCACUCCAAAUGUCCAUUUAAUCGUUCCCUACUGGUGUACAGAACUAUUUGACACCUGACUCUUUUUUUUGUGCUCCCUCACUAUCUACUCUAAGCACUUUCCCCACACAAAACUACUGUUGAAAAUGGCACACUGGCUUGCUUAUAUUCAAAGCACAUUGAUACUUAAAUAAUUAAUUAACAACGUUGCCACUGCUCCAGGACAAAGAUUCCCCCGAGCAGAGACGAUACCCCUCGUAACUAGUCUUUACCUCGACUAUUAGGAGCUAAAACCUUUAGUCGGCACCCAUAGGUUGCAGAGAAUUCUGAGGGGAAGAAAUGUCAGUACUGGCCCUAGUUGGUUACGCACAUCAAGCACAUGCAAGAUCCAAAAUGUCACAAUACUGGAUUAGACUCGGCCAAUAAAGUAUGCAGACCUCUCAAAACCUAGAGCAAACUGUAUUGUAAAAUGUGAGUGUCUGUUUUCGAUGUAUUUUCUAUACUGUGCUAUCCUCUGUAUUCAUCGUAGACCAGUGGAGCAGAGAUUCUGGAAUGGUUGCACGCAACCUGUUGGUUUUCUGUGUGUUACGAUUCAAAUMAUGUUUUUGAACAUUAAGAUCUUUUAUAGUUGAUUCCAAUAUGUAAAUAAGUCUUACCUGAGAAGGCCUGUAACUGACCUCAAAUCAGUUAAAAUUCCAGCACAGACCAACACGGUUAAACUAGCAGACUCCUAGUAGACCACUCCUACCAGUGUAGCGGGCUUGCAGGCUGGUCUUUCCCCAGUCUUUCUGUAGUCACUGUACCAAUUUGGACGUUCGACUGGGUUUGUGCCUGUCUCUGUGUGUGAAACAGACUGUCUAGACAUUCUCCAGUGUCUGUUUGUGAACACAGUGUACUGUCUCAUAAACACUUUGCUCAUGUUCCAAACUCAAACUUUGUCUCCUUUUGCCCUGUUCUUUCAGUCGUUUGCCCUCGCAGAUAAGGUCUGGAUGUGUUAAAUCAAUUUGACAGUACGCCACAUAGCCUAACGCAUGGUUUAAUAGAGUGAAGCGAUCUGUCUUACCUAUCCUCCCCUAAAGAUUUAUGCAAGCCAAUCCUCAAAGGGCUGCGGUAAAGGGUACACAUUUUUGGUUUGGAACACAGCCAUUYUUGAACUUUUUCUGUACGCAAUAAUAUUUAUCCUCUUCCAAACAGUCAAGGCCAUCCAGCCGUGACAAAAAGAGAAUGCUUCCAUUGCUGUGAACUCCUUGAUAUACAUCAAAAUCCAUGUUGUAGUUCKAAAUGUUUAGUGGCGCCAUCUGAUGAUGUCACCGUAAGGCAACCCUGUCCCCAUGUCUUACACCGUUGAUAUAUUUGAUACCAAGCUGCUGUAGUUGUAGAAGGACUGAAGCGACAUUGUGGUAUUAUUACCCAAAUCAAUGUUCUCCUGUUCAUGUUUUUUUUAAAUGUUUUAUUGUUGUAUUACCUUUUUGUUGGUUUGUUAGUUCAAUCCGACAUACCUGUACCAAUGUACUUUCCCAGAAAGUGUUUUAUUUUCACAUGGUUGUACAGUAGAUUUUCCCCCUUCCCCCUGGGUGUUCGGAAUUGUGCAAGAGGGCAAAUGCAAGUUAAUGCUGCCYAUCUCAAAUSUAUAAAUGUAUUUUUUAUUAAAGAAUUAACUCUUUUUUUUUUA